Molecule: messenger RNA, 355 nt
Organism: Prorocentrum cordatum
Lineage: Eukaryota; Dinophyceae; Prorocentrales; Prorocentraceae
Source: the annotation of a GenBank genome assembly
CCCGGCGCGGCCCCACACCCCGCGGCGGCCCCGCAGCGCGGCCGCUUGCGAUGGCCGCUCGCGGCCGUGGGGACCAGCCCCUGCCCGAGCUUCCGCCAAACGCGGCGGGCAACCGCGCGAAGACGGUGAAGGAGCACAAGCGCAUCAACGCCCUGAACCUGGAGCCCGGCCUCUCCAAGUCCAACGACAGCCUGAGCAGCGUCCUCAGCGGCGUCAAGGAGGCGAACCGCGGCAACCUGAAGGACCCCGAGAGCAUCAAGAAGGAGUUCGAGUCGUCGCUGGCCAAGAUCAAGGAUCAGCAGACUCUGAAGGAGCAGAAGAAGGGAAAGACACCGACGCCUGGUGAGAAGCCCCA